Messenger RNA from Cucurbita maxima (winter squash), 1024 nucleotides. RefSeq names its product transcription initiation factor TFIID subunit 11. Lineage: Eukaryota; Viridiplantae; Streptophyta; Magnoliopsida; Cucurbitales; Cucurbitaceae. The coding region runs from base 132 to 806 and encodes 224 amino acids. The transcript has 4 exons. Gene Ontology annotation, molecular function: protein heterodimerization activity; transcription coactivator activity. Gene Ontology annotation, cellular component: transcription factor TFIID complex; nucleus. The record is from RefSeq and is a predicted model, not a curated record. Gene Ontology annotation, biological process: RNA polymerase II preinitiation complex assembly; transcription initiation at RNA polymerase II promoter.
UUCAAACCCCAAUUCCUAGCUUAUAAAUCACAUAGUCGAAAUUGUUCCAUGAAACAUUUCAAAAUUGGCACCAAAUCAGGUUAGUUCAUCGCACAAAAGCGAUCAAUUCGGAGAGUAUUUCCACAAAAAAAAUGAAGCAAUCGAAGGACCCAUUUGAAGCGGCGUUUGAGGAGCAGGAGGAAUCUCCACCGAACUCCCCCUCCGCUGCCGAUGAUCUCGAAAUUCAGACCAACGUUGCUGCCACCGCCGACGCCGACGCUAUUGAUUUGCACGAUGGUGACGAUGAUCCAAAAACCGCCGCCGCCGCCGCCGCCACAAAUUCCGGUGUUCCUUCUGCAUCCACUACUUCUUUGUUUGUUUCGUCUUCCUCCAAUAUCUCUGCCGCCCCUAAAACCAAAGAAGACGACGAUGAAGAAGAGGAAGAGAAUGUCGAAGUGGAGCUCGCUAAAUUCCCCUCGAGCGGCGAUCCAGAUAAGAUGGCGAAGAUGCAAGCCAUUCUCUCACAAUUUACAGAAGAACAGAUGAGUCGUUACGAGUCCUUUCGCAGAGCUGGAUUUCAGAAAGCUAAUAUGAAAAGGCUAUUAGCAAGCAUCUCGGGAACACAGAAGAUUUCUGUACCAAUGACGAUCGUAGUGUCUGGGAUAGCAAAGAUGUUCGUUGGUGAACUCGUAGAAACGGCUAGAGUAGUUAUGACUGAGCGGAAUGAUUCUGGAGCUAUCAGGCCAUGCCAUCUCCGAGAAGCGUAUAGAAGACUAAAGCUUGAAGGUAAGAUUCCUAGGAAAUCAGUGCCUAGACUCUUUCGCUAAUCGGUCUAUUCAAUUUCUAGUCUUUGUAUUAGGAGUUUUUGUAGGCAAAACAUCUCAUCAUAUAUAUUCCUAAAGUUUCUAACAUAUUUUUGUAUAAAAUUGGGUUGUUUAUGUAUCAAACUUCUGAAAAGGAGGAAAACUCUGCACUUGAAUUGAACUUGUACAUUUUAAACAUUAGAACACAUUUAAUAAUAUUAUAUGAUGAUAUGCUAUGUUCA